UCAAGAUCCAUCCACAAGACGCUAAUUCUAUGCUAUACACACGUGCCUGACUUAAUGUAAAGUUUAGAGCGCUUGCGCACAAAUGGUGCCUGACCGAAGCUCUGCACCAUAACGCAUUUUGACCAGGGCUGUGAUUAUAACACCUCGUUGAAGUCUUUCAAGUCACAAGAUGAACGCGCUAUACGUGACAGUGUCCAUUCCGUUACUGCUUGUGCUGGCUGGCUUCAACCACGCUCAUGGACUUACGACUUUCGGCAAGACGAAUAACCAAGGCACGCAACAGCCGCAAAAACCAGCUGCACAAGCUAGGGCCUGCACAAAACAGGACGACUGUGCUAUAAUCAAGGGAACCACAUGUAUUAAGAACCAGUGUCUUUGCGGAAACAACGAAGGUCCUGCCAAUGGUAGUAAAUGCAUUGCGCAAAAGCAAGGACCAAACCACUUAUGCGAAAAAGACGCUGACUGCGUUGAUGAUGCUCACUGUCUUUCACCACCGACAAACAAAAGCAAAACCCUUAGACCAACCGACAAAGUAUGCGUAUGCGAUGAAGGAGUACCGGAGACACAACAAGGAACUUGUGGAGGGGAAUCGAAUUUCCUGGUGCUGCCUGGAUUAGUAAUGAUCAUCACGAGCUUGUCAAGGACACUGUACUAAAUUCCGGAAGUACUUGAAGACAUCAACCAACCAAUUUUCACUUGAAAGUUACCAAUUACUUUAAUUAAACCAUGUUACAGUGCAUGAAUUAAAAUAAUUUUCACAAUUUUUGCAAAUUUUGUUUGGAAAAUUAUAAUUUGAGAAAAUAUGUAAAGUGUCAAACUCGGUUGUCAGCUAUAUAAUAUGUAUCAGAGUUGCACUUUUAGUCAGUUUAUGGAUGUUAAAUGUGUAGUUGUUUUAAAGAAUUUAUUGUAAAUUUCAAUUCGGUAAAACGAUGGUUACAAAUAGAGAGAUUCUGGUGCAUCAUGACAGUACAAUUGUAGAAAAUUAGUGUUUUGAAUGUGUUAUUUUUUUACACGAGCACUCUCUUAAACAUCAUUACACAUGUAGAGGACUAAACGGAAUUAGGGCACAUAUGUAUUUUAUUAAUCACCAAAAAUAAUAAAAAUAUACAUAAAUAAAUUACAAUACAAAUAAAGUAAAUUUAUUGUAAUUUUAUAUGUCUUACAUUAUAUUCCAAUAUUUAUAAAUAAAUUAUAAUAAAAUUACUUAAGUCAUCCCCUUAUUGCGUCGUAAUUCGUCAAAUACUUGGCUGUCCAACGGUAUGUAUUUCUUUAAUAAAUUAUUUAUACUUAAUUUCAUUUAUUAUUGUAAUUUUCCAACGUAUUUUUCAUAGAAAAAUGCCCAAUUUCGGUUAGCAACACACUUUCCACUAUUGGCUUAAACGUUAUUCACUUAAUUUGAAAAUAAAGUGCACGUUUAUCAGCAGACUCAUUUUUUUCAAAUGUAACACCUUAUAUUUUUGGAGAU
Messenger RNA from Zophobas morio, 1465 nucleotides. RefSeq lists its product as uncharacterized. NCBI's taxonomy places the organism in Eukaryota, Metazoa, Arthropoda, Insecta, Coleoptera, Tenebrionidae. The transcript has 4 exons. Bases 170 to 655 code for a protein of 161 amino acids. The record is from RefSeq and is a predicted model, not a curated record.